Impatiens glandulifera is the source of this 2345-nucleotide messenger RNA. RefSeq lists its product as uncharacterized. Lineage: Eukaryota; Viridiplantae; Streptophyta; Magnoliopsida; Ericales; Balsaminaceae. The transcript has 16 exons. The record is from RefSeq and is a predicted model, not a curated record. The coding region runs from base 152 to 2104 and encodes 650 amino acids.
ACCAGUCACGAACAAAAGGAUUCGUGAGGUGAAUGUUCGUGAUCUUCGAUUCUCCUUUUCCCUCUCUCCACCACGCUAGAACCGCAAGAUUUGCUAUUGCUGAAAUCCUCAUAAACAUCAGAGCAGAGAAGUAGAACAAGAAGGAGCCGAAAUGGAGAAUUCUGGGAAUCCUCAGGACAUGAUGGUGCCUCCUGUUGAAGGUGUUGCAGGAGGAGGGACGGCUUAUGGAUGGGGAGAUAGUGGCUUGAACAGUUCAUAUCCACUCCGGGGAACAAUUGAUCCUUCUAAAGUUCCAUCUGCUGAUUUAUUGCACGUUUGGUGCAUGCCAAACACUGCAAAUGUUGGACCACAAGACAUGCCACGACCUUUGGAGACUAUAUCUCUUCUGGCGGCUAGAAAUGAAAGGGAGAGCUUUCAGGUUGCAAUGCGCCCCAAGGUUUCUUGGAGCAGUACAGCUGCUGGUGUUGUACAAAUUCAGUGUACAGACUUGCUCUCCAGUUCUGGUGAUAGGUUGAGGGCUGGGAAAUCGAUUACUUUACGACGUGUGGUGCCAAUUUUAGGUGUUCCAGAUGCACUGGUACCACUUGAUGAGCCAGUCGCAUUGCUGAAUCUAUCUCCGGGAGAAACAACUGCGGUUUGGGUUUCUGUAGAUGUCACAAGUGCAACACCCCCAGGUCAAUAUGAAGGAGAACUGAUCAUUACUGCCACCAGGGCAGAUACAGAGUGGGCACAAUGUCAACGGAAGACGGACAUGCAUCAAGUAUAUACAGAAAUCAGAAAUUGUCUGGAGAUUGUGGAGCCCAUUGAUGGAAAACCAGUAGAUGAAGUGGUAGAAAGAGUGAAAUCUGCAACUACGUCUUUAAGAAGAGUUCUUAUGUCGCCAUCGUUUUCAGAUUUAUUUUCAGAUAAUGGACCGGUAGAUAUGAUGGAUGAGGAUGCCAUUUCGAACCUUUCUGUACGUGUAAAAGUAAGUUUGACAGUUUGGGACUUUGUUCUGCCUGAAACACCCUCAGUUCCUGCUGUUAUUGGUAUUUCCGACACUGUUAUUGAAGACCGCUAUGGUGUUGAGCAUGGAAGUACGGAAUGGUAUGAGAUUCUUGAUCAGCAUUUCAAAUGGCUGCUUCAGUUUCGUAUUAGCCCCUAUUUUUGCAGAUGGGGUGACAGUAUGCGUGUUUUAACUUAUACGUGCCCUUGGCCAGUUGAUCAUCCAAAAUCAGAUGAAUACUUUUCAGACACAAGAUUAGCAGCAUAUGCUGUACCAUAUUCUCAAAUUUUCCCUGGUGGUGACAAUACAUCAGACAAUUAUCUGCAAAAGGUAGUGGAGACCUUGAGAACAAAAUCUCAUUGGAAGAAGGCCUAUUUCUAUCUUUGGGAUGAGCCGUUGAAUCUUGAUCAGUUUGAUUCCAUCCGUAAAAUGUCCAACCAGAUUCGUACUUAUGCACUUGAUGCUCGCGUUCUCACUACUUAUUAUUGUGGUCCAAAUGAUGCACCUCUUGCUUCUAACAGUUUUGAAGCAUUUCUGAAAGUUCCUAAGUUUCUAAGACCUCAUACCCAAAUAUAUUGCACAAGCGAAUGGGUCCUUGGUAACCGAGAUGAUUUGGCUAAGGAUAUAAUUGCUGAAAUACAACCUGAAUGUGGGGAGGAAUGGUGGACAUAUGUGUGCUUGGGCCCAUCUGAUCCGCAGCCAAACUGGCACCUGGGGAUGCGUGGGACUCAACAUCGAGCUGUGAUGUGGCGUGUCUGGAAAGAAGGGGGAACAGGGUUCUUGUAUUGGGGUGCCAACUGUUAUGAGAAGGCUACAGUUCCAAGUGCUGAGAUCAGAUUCAGGCGUGGCUUACCUCCAGGUGAUGGGAUCUUAUUUUACCCUGGUGAGGUUUUUUCGUCGUCAAAUCAGCCUGUGGCUUCGGUUAGACUCGAAAGACUUUUGAGCGGCUUGCAGGACAUGGAGUACCUAAAGCUGUAUGCAACAAGAUUUGGUAGGGAAGAGAGUAUUAGUCUAUUAGAAAAGACAGGAACUUACAUGGGUCCUGAACAAUAUACUCUUGAACAUAUGCCUAUUGAUUUAAUGCGUGCUCAGAUUUUUAGGACAUGCCAAUUUCAGUAGAUAUAUAUAUAUAUAUAUAUAGAUAAAUACAUUAUUUUAAUCAAGGUUUAUAUCAUCAUCAUAAUAAUAAUUGACUAUUUAUAGAAGGACAGGUAAUUAAGAUUUACUUUCAAAUUCUUGCUUCUCUGAUUUGUCAAAAUGUAAUCUUGUUACUUCUUAUAUGCUAGAAAAUCCUUCAGCAGACAAACUUAUGUAACAAAAGGGUUUGUGUAAUUCAAUUCUGUUCAUUUUUUCAUCUUGA